UAGUUUUGGUCACACCGACAAACAGCUGUUUUCUCUACUGCGAAGCGCUUGUGUUCCAAAUUUUACGUAAUUCGUAUUUGGAAGCCGAUAUUGUGACCAAUACAGUCCGCCUAGCGAAAUGUCGGCCCUCCGCCUAGUGAUGUGCAGAAGCACCGCCUCUCUGCAGCUGUACCAGGCCAACAAACUGGCCGCCGCCCGCUGGGCAUCUGCUUCCUCGCUGGACAGCGGUCCACUGGACCCCAAAACCGCCCUGGCCCGCCAGGAGGAGCUGGAUCAGCGCAACAAACUCAGCAGCAAGAUCACCGUGCCCACGGCCGUCAAUCUCGGACCGAUUUCCGGCGUGCCCGAGGAGCACCUGAAGGAGCGACGCGUACGCAUCCAUAUUCCGCCCAAGAACGCCAUGCAGAGUGGCACGGACAACAUCAACACCUGGCAGAUCGAGUUCGAUAACCGCGAUCGCUGGGAGAACCCUCUCAUGGGCUGGGCCUCCAGCGGCGACCCACUGUCCAACAUGAACGUGCAGUUUGGGUCCCCAGAGGAGGCCAUCACCUACUGCGAGCGCAACGGCUGGCGCUGGUACGUCGACGGUAGCGCAAAGCCCAAGAAGGAGCGCGUCAAGAACUACGGCGUCAACUUUUCCUGGAACAAGCGCACGCGCGUCUCCACCAAGUAGGCUCAUUCGAGAGCUGGCCAGGAUCAUAGACAACUAUUCAAUUUUUUUUUUGCUUUGUUCAUUAUCUGAAUACCCAAAUAAACAGUCGGCUGGACUAGGAUGAAAUCUAA
Molecule: messenger RNA, 783 nt
Organism: Drosophila rhopaloa
Lineage: Eukaryota; Metazoa; Arthropoda; Insecta; Diptera; Drosophilidae
Gene: ND-18
Product: NADH dehydrogenase [ubiquinone] iron-sulfur protein 4, mitochondrial
Exons: 3
Coding region: 119-673 (184 amino acids)
Biological process (GO): electron transport chain
Source: RefSeq, a predicted model, not a curated record